GAAAAUAAAUCCCCUUCCCAUUUCAUUGCACCCUUCAUUUGAGACUGUGACAUGUGUCGUGACUGUUAUAAGCUAUAGGCCUAUUUGUAUUCGAUCGUCUGUAGGACUGACUCUACUUAUAUAUAUAUAUAUAUAUAUAUAUAUAUAUAAAGACUUCAAUUAAAAGUAAUCUUAUAACUCCCUGGCGCAUGCACGAACACACACAUGAACGAACGCGCGCGGACACACUGAAACAUCCACUUCACAUUUCGUAGGCCAACACUCUGACAAAUCCACAGUCCGGAUCAGAUGCUGAGCACUCUCUGGGGACACGUUUGAGUUCGGUGUGAGUAAAUGGUGUCAGUUUAAAUGUGGGGAUUCUUACAUAUGACGUCUUAAGUCAGGUUAUCUAAAAAAGAUUGUUAUUGAUGUUGAUCUGAUCUAAAGAAAUGGGCGGCAACUCUUCAAAGUCUAAAAAAACGAACAUACAACUAUCUGUGACUGAAACUCUUGAAUCAAGCCUCAACAGCAGCACAUCUUCACAAAAGGAUAAGAAAUACAACAAAAAUGUGAACAAAAAGAAGAAAUCCAACAGCGUCAAAAUCAAAGCUGAUAAAAAGUCCCCCAAGAAACAUAAACAAUCUUUCUGUGAGUCGCAGACGAUUGAGCAAGUUCUGAUUGAGGACAUGUCCGUUUCCGGUUGCAAGCUGCUUGCGCCUAACUCACCAGUUUAUAGGAAAAAGUCUUCAUGCCCUUCCUGUGAAGCAAAAGACAUUCUGUUAGGCAAAAACAGGUCAAGGUCGGGGUCAGAGAGAUCGUUACGGUUCAGUGAUUUUAAUAAAGUGUUGAGGAGAACGAAAGUUUACGAAUGGGAGAUGACUCCCCUUGACAUAGCAUUAGAAGACGUCAGGGAGCCCAAACCAGAAGACGUGUGUUACAUCUGCGGAGUUUAUACAGGGCAUCACGUCAGAAUAUGUCGCGUGUGUAUGAAAGCUUACCACGACGGCUGCCUUUUGAAGAUUGGACAUCCGCUAACAGAGAAACACAGAAAACUGAUUACUAGCAAGCAAUGGAGCUGCCACCAGUGUGCGGCGCUCAACCAUCUUUUAACACAAGAGGAAGUACGUACUGCUUUGGAAGAUCUGCAAGAUUUGGACAUUUGUAAAGAUAACAUCACUGAAGAAAGCUAUCUCAGCUACUGUAAGCAGUCCCUGAACAGAGAAGGCAAAAUCUUCACAGCGGAGAAAGAGGGGAGUAGCCUGACCAGGUUUCACAUCUUUGCCAAAGACAAGGUUGUCAGUUGGACUGAUUUCUUGAACAUGGAGGGGAUCAGGAUCUUGAGUAGAAGAAAUAAAGAUUCCCUGGUGCAUUUAUUGACACAAUCUGAACUAGCCGAGGCAAGGAAAACUUUCAAAACACUGGACAAGAAAGGCUUAGGCAUGGUCAGCAAAUCUGAAGUACAGCAAUUCCUGGACAGCACAAAAACGAGAGUUAGCUCCUACUUCCCAGACGACAGCAUGAUGUAUAUUGAUGAAGACUUAGACAGUCCAGUGACUUGGGGAGACUUUUUACGAGACAGAGCGAUUUAUUUCCUGGGUCAACGCAUCAAUCUAAUGAGAGCUACGGACGGAGACUUCUCUGAAGACAACGCCGAUAAGGCAAGCACAGCCAUGUCGUUUGACUCGAUGGACGACGAUGAAGAGUACACUUCAUGUACACCAGACUUUGACCAGUCUUCCGAUCAUCACUGCCACCAUUAUCCUACAACAAACGCAGAACCCAACAGGAAAGUCCUGGACGAUAUCUCUAAGGAAUAUACCGUCAGAGUCAGCGUCAAUAAAACGAUGCUGGAUGACAUCGACGUGGAGCUACAGAAAUGUCACAAACUGCAAGAGCUUCAAGCUAGCAGUUCUGCAGAGUCUCCAGAGACUAGUUCUCAAGCCACGGGUGUAUCACCGGGCCUGGAAAACGUCCAGAACGAAGGUAAAGUAGACACUGAAACAGUCAAACCAGCACGAGUAACUCCAGAUAGAAUCGAAUCAAUUUCUUAUAACGAUAGCCUUCACGCGACUAUCCCAUGGGAUAAUCUAGGGGACAGGUCGCCUCAGAAAAGCCAAGAAGAGAAACAGCUCAACAGGAGGUCGGAAGUGAUAACUCGCAAACAAGUUAAAUCUAAUCAAGCUCGCGCCGUCUCGCAAGUUGCCUGCAGAUCUGGCAAAAAUGUCAUGGCACCUGCUUAUGGUAAUCUGACCCAGAUCUCCAGCUCAAUACAAGGCUCUGAUGUUUGAUCCAUUGAUACAGGCUCAAGUGAAACAUAUUAAAUCAGAUGGUCAUUGCCCACUUCUACAAGGUCCGAAAUUGGUGUCCAGUUUGGACUAAAUAAAUAACCAGCUGUAGGAAAUAAUUUGGUAGCAGUAGAUGUGUAGAGUUUUGUAACACUUACUAUUAGUGUAUAUAUUAACAACAAAAAAUGUACUGUCUAUGGAUUCAUUAACUUAAUGGCCAAAUUUCUCCAGAUACCAGGAGCAAAGAAGGGCCAUUGCGCUGGUCACUCUAAUGUCGACCAAUUGAAACAAGUAUAAAAAACAUCACCUCACCUCCCUCCUGCUGUUGGAAAAAUUGAAUAUGAAAAGUGUAAUAUCAGAUCAGGCUUCAAUAGUUAUCAAAACAAUCUGCUUUUGUGUAUAUUAAUAAGUAGAUAUUCUUUUUUUGCUAUUUGGAAACAAAACAUUUUGCUAUUAAAUUUUAGGGGGAUGAUGUGGUGUUUUGUUUUUCCCUGUAUAUUAUAAUGAGCCUACUGAAAAUUGAAAUGCAUUUUAUGAUAAUAGCCUAUGAAGAUCAGCUUGUUUCAUCAUUUUAUUGCUUAACAUUGUCUCAUUAUGAAUCAUUUGGCUUCAAUCCAAUGUUUCUGUCAAUAUUAUUUCACAAAGCAUGUUAAACUUAUAUGUAAUUAGUCAAUUAAAGGUUAAUUAAUUUUUGUGUAUAAUAAA
Biomphalaria glabrata is the source of this 2969-nucleotide messenger RNA. RefSeq names its product PHD finger protein 24-like. The transcript has 9 exons. The record is from RefSeq and is a predicted model, not a curated record. Lineage: Eukaryota; Metazoa; Mollusca; Gastropoda; Planorbidae. The coding region runs from base 429 to 2267 and encodes 612 amino acids. Gene Ontology annotation, molecular function: calcium ion binding.